Colletes gigas is the source of this 6470-nucleotide messenger RNA. RefSeq names its product sodium/hydrogen exchanger 3 (gene Nhe2). Lineage: Eukaryota; Metazoa; Arthropoda; Insecta; Hymenoptera; Colletidae. Gene Ontology annotation, molecular function: sodium:proton antiporter activity. Bases 1205 to 4336 code for a protein of 1043 amino acids. Gene Ontology annotation, cellular component: membrane. The record is from RefSeq and is a predicted model, not a curated record. The transcript has 18 exons. Gene Ontology annotation, biological process: proton transmembrane transport; sodium ion transport; regulation of pH.
ACGCGUGGCCGGUGGAGGACGAAGCGGAGCGGGAGCCGCGCGCACCCAUCGCGUAUGCCUAUCAGUAGCGACGUCAUGGGUAGCCUCGUCGGCAGGUACGCACGUUUUUGGCAGCGGUGUUCCGUGCCCUUAGCCGUGGCAAUGGUGUCCGUCGUCGUCGUGAACGUAGCUCGCGAACCGGCGCGCAGCGCGUCGCUGAUUUAAGUCGCGCAGUGCUGCCGUGACGGUCGAUCGAAGCGCGCCGCUGGUCUACCUGGGAAUGCACCUCAACGAUGCAUCGGCCCCGACGCUACCACGUCCCGACAGAGCCGUCGUCGUUGUUCUUGGCCCAUUGCGUGUCCAGCAGGCUCGUGCAUCGUCCAGUGGUCGCGUAAACGUUUCGAAGUGACCUACCCCUAGACAACGGAACGCGCACAACUACGUGAUAGCUGUACCGGAGAACCGCCAUCGUUCUAACCGCCGCAUCCUGUGUGCGUCGACGACCAGGCAUACCUAACCGAUUAUGGAUUCCGCCGUCUAUCAGGUGCGUCUCGCGUCACUCGUGACGGAUUCCUUACGAAAUCGCGCGAAGGCACGCUAGUCUGCCGUAAGAUUGUAAAUCCUCUCGACAGAGGACCUGGUCCCGGAGCCUCGAGGUGUAAACAACGAGAUCCGGAGUCGCGCGAACGAGAGGAAGUUCCAUGUUCGGUUGCAGCUGCGUACGAAGAAAGGAUUAGCAUUCGAUAGCCGUUGUUCGAGCGAACGGAUAGCAUCGGGGCGGUGUUCGCGGCUCGAGGAAGGGUUCGACGACACCGAGGGUCCUGGUGCUGCCCGAAAAAGGCCGCCGGGAUACGGAUAUAGAACGUCGACGGUCGGGGAAAGAUCGAAGAGAAGCAGUCGACGGGAGGUUGGCCUCGCUGGCGAGAUUCCUGGCGCGUUCGGGAAUCGAUAGUCGGGAUUCCGGGAGCGGUUGUCGCGCGACGAAACGAACCGCGCUCGGUUACGCGAUAAAACGUAUUAUCGACGAGACGAUUAAUUAAUACCACUCGAGACUUGCGCCUCGCGCGAAUCGAAGAAUCGCGAACCGAGGGUGCGCUGAAGCGUCGACGAGGGGUGAGAACGCAGGUUACUCGUGGCCGGGAGUCCCCCUUCUGAUGGUACAACGAGUGACUCAGAACCGGUGGACGAGCGCAUACGACGUGCGCAGUCCCCGAAAACAGCGUCCAUGCCGUCGUCGCGGCGCAAAUACAACACCAUGGUUCCACGUGCAGGCCCCCCGAUGAUCGUGCUCGCUCUGGUGAUCCUGGUAUGCUGGCCGAGAUGCGGCCAGGCAGGCCUCGCGAGGUUCUACGAGUCCGUACCGGAACACCUUCAGGCGGACAAACGUAUACCGAUCGACGACUACGCGAUGCACGGACCGAUCGUCGACGAACAAGAGUUCCCGCGCGACCUACGAGAACCGUAUCCGGGGAAGAGUUUCGGUCCAAUGGGGCCAGUAGACGGCUCCUUGCCGGACGACGUCUCCUUUCGAAGCCUGUCGGCGGGUAAAGGCGACGCCAGUCAUCCGGUGGAGUCUCAUCUAGCCUCUCACGGGGCCGAGGCGGGGCCGGGCAAGCCCCUACAUCCGAAACCGGACUACAAAGUCAUCUCGGUGGAGUUCCAUCGCGUCGAGACGCCGUUCGUCAUCGGCAUAUGGAUCUUCUUCGCCAGCAUCGCGAAAAUAGGCUUUCACAUGACGCCGAGGCUCAGCAAGAUCUUUCCGGAGUCCUGUUUGCUGAUCGUUGUCGGCGUCGUGGUUGGUGUCUUACUGUUCCAGGCGAGCAGCGUCCACGUGUCGCCGCUCACGCCCGACACGUUCUUCCUGUACAUGCUGCCGCCCAUUAUCCUGGACGCCGGUUACUUCAUGCCGAACCGACUGUUCUUCGACCACCUGGGGACGAUACUCCUGUUCGCCGUCGUUGGGACUAUAUUCAACACGAUGUCGAUAGGCGCAUCUCUGUGGGUGUUGGGUAAGAGCGGUCUGUUCGGCUGCGAAACACCGAUACUGGACAUGUUCCUCUUCUCCGCGUUGAUCAGCGCCGUCGAUCCCGUUGCUGUGUUGGCCGUCUUCGAGGAAAUUCACGUGAACGAGAUCCUGUACAUCGUGGUAUUCGGAGAGAGUCUUUUGAACGAUGCCGUCACCGUCGUGCUGUACCACAUGUUCGAGGCGUACACGGAAAUGGGACCCUCGAGAAUCCUUUACACGGACGUGCUGUCGGGACUGGCGUCGUUCUUCGUCGUGGCCAUCGGAGGAACCAUAAUAGGCGUGAUAUGGGGCUUUGCUACUGGUUUCGUCACAAGGUUCACCCAUCAGGUCCGGGUGAUCGAGCCCAUCUUCAUCUUCGUCAUGGCCUACCUGGCCUACCUGAACGCUGAGAUCUUUCACAUGUCGAGCAUUCUGGCGAUCACCUUCUGCGGCAUUACCAUGAAGAAUUACGUGGAGGCCAACAUAUCGCACAAGUCCCACACGACCGUCAAGUACACGAUGAAAAUGCUGUCGAGCGGCUCGGAGACCAUCAUAUUCAUGUUCCUCGGGGUCGCCACCGUGAACAACGCUCACAACUGGAACACGUGGUUCGUUCUCAUGACCAUCGUCUUCUGCUCCGUCUACCGGAUCCUCGGCGUGAUCGUUCUGACAGCUGUGGCGAAUCAGUUCCGGCUGCACAGACUGGACAAAGUAGAGAAGUUCGUGAUGUCUUACGGAGGCUUACGCGGAGCGGUGGCGUUCGCUCUGGUUCUGCUGAUUGACCCGAGACACGUGCCGUUGCAACCGAUGUUCGUCACCACCACCAUCGCGGUCAUCUACUUCACCGUGUUCAUACAGGGCAUCACGAUCAAGCCGCUCGUGAAGAUCCUGAACGUGAAGAGGGCGGAGAGGAAGAAGCCGACCAUGAACGAGAGGAUCCACGAACGGAUAAUGGAUCACGUUAUGGCCGGGGUCGAGGACAUUUUAGGAAAGCACGGCAACUACCACGUCCGAGACAAAUUCAAACGGUUCGAUAAUAAAUUCAUCCGGCCGUAUCUGGUGAGGCACCAUUGCGGCGCCGAGCCGAAAAUCUUGGAAACGUACUCGAAGCUCGCGAUGAAGGACGCCAUGGACUACAUCAGGCGAAACGCGUCCACCAUCGGGAACAUAAGCGGAACGGAGAGCAUGUCCGCCAUAUUCCGCAACUAUAGCAACACGGGACAAUUUCACGGGAGUCCGAGUUGCAGCCAGCUCGAAACGGGCUGGAAUAUUGAUCUCCAAGAGCUGGAGUACAACCCUUCCAAGAAGGACCUGACGGACGCCAGGAUCCACCACCUAUUGGCCGAGGAACUUUGCAAACCUUACAAGAGGCAUCGACGGUUGAGCUACAGCCGGCACGCGGUGAACGAUCGCGACCUCUCGACCCAAGUCAAUUACAAAAUGCACAUGAACAUACGGAGGAUGAUGGGCGAGCACAAGCAUCGUCACAAGCGCAGCAAAAAGUUGCUCAAAGACGGGAAGCAGAAUCACGUGAGUUUCCCGGAGUUCCAGCAGAACGGCUCGACGAAGUUGUUCACCCAAGAUUACAUGAACGGCGUUCUGUACGAGCUGGAGAACGGGGACACCUCAAAGCCUUCCAGCAAAGAGGACUGGGACUCGGCGAUAACUUUCACGGCUCGUACUUCCGACUCGUCGAACGUGAAUGCGGAGAACCAUCACGGCGCCACCACGACCACCUCGAUGGACACCAUCAACACGGACGACCCGGAACUGAAGCUGGGUCGCGACGAAAGCUACAGGGUAACGACGCCCACCGCCACGGAAACGAUGUUGCCGUGGAAGAGGGAGGACGAUUACGAUUCCGGGCACCCGAUCAAGCAGAACGAGUUCCCAGCCUGGUGUUCGAACAAAGAAUACCUGGCGUACAGUUCACCGUCGGCGACAUUCUUAGGUGGAAUCGAGCAACCAAAGGUCCAGUCAGUAAUUGGCCUAUUCCGGCGAGAUAGCGUCUGCACCCCGGACAGCAUGGAUUGUCAAGAUUCCCUGGACAAACACGAUGACUACACGCUGACCGGAACUGAGCAGACGGACUCACCCUCGAGAGCCUCGAACAGUAGGAGGGGUCCGACGAGGAGGGUGUCGAUGAUGGAGCUGGGCUCCAUGGAGAGGCCGCAGUCGGACAAGAUGACGGACGACGGUUCCCAUUCUCUGCCAGAAUGCUGGAACACGCCUCAGAAGUAUCGCAUGGGCUCGUUCCUGAACUCGGCGCAGGUCCCUAGUCUCUCGACCGCCCUCAUAACGUCCUCCUCGGAGUCGUCGGACGACAUCGACGAGGAGGAAGAGAACGCUUGACCCUUGGGGACCGUCGAGGAGCAGACGUCCUCGGACUCCGAGCGUCGACUGUUUCGCCCGUGGCGGCGACCACCUCGACGCUCGUUGCUCUCGUCGCUCCUACGACGGCCUAGCGCCCCUGUCUGAAGCAGAAAAUGGCGCCCACGGUCUCGCGACAACGGCGCGGGGUUCGCCCCCGAAGAGUCGCGCGUCCUCUCCGUCGCCCUCCGUUCGCGUGUCGUUCGGUGCUCCGUACGAAGAAGGACGUUCUUUAGUACACAGAGGGGAGGAAGAGAGAGUCCUCCUCCUUAAGCAGCAGGACCACGAUAACGGAAAGUAUCUUCGUUGACCACCGAUGAUGCGCUCGCUCGCGCGCAGGGACCCGCGUAAGUGUAGUUUUCCAUUGUCCGGCUCGGUGUUCACCGUGUCACGGAUGCUCGGGACGCGGCCAUUUUUUGAUAUAAUCGGACUGUCCCGCGAAUGCUUUUCGAGUGGUAAACGUGAAAGAAAUAGACAGAGAGAGUGAAACGCCGAGAAAGCUAUUUUUUUAAACAGUAUCGUUUCCUCCACGCACGACUGACGGUCGUAGACGAUCGAACCGGGGGAGAACCGGGGGGUGUUCCCGUCAGCUUCUCAGCGAUCUCCCCCCCUUCCGCGUGCCGUUUCCUAGAGCCCGGAUUCCUCUUCGAUCGCGCGUAUCCUGUGCAAUCGCUCGCAAACGAUCGCUGAUUACUUGGUAUCGUGGCCUUAAUGAUUCCUAGAUGUAUCCUAGCCGACCGGAGACGAGAGAACAAAGGUGCGAGAUAUUCCAUCGUCCACGUAGAAAUGCGCGCCUAAGCGACACCGCGAUGGGCUAUAGUUUCUAUCCGCGGAUUUGCUUUCGAGUUCAUAGACGCGAGUCUAGAAGUAGACGCGCCCGACGAGACGCAUUCAGCGGAUUCAGCGUACCGUGAGAGCCGUUCGUUAUGAAAGUUGUGUAAAUACGUUUUACAAAUAACUACGAGUUUCCACAAACACUUGAAAGACGCGUUGAGUUUUCCUGUUUAACUAUGUGGAAGGGAUCGCUGAUAAGAGUGAUCCAGAUGCUAAAACCAAUUAUAAAGAAAAAAAGGUCGAUGUCGCCAUUGUCUCGCGGAAGUGCUGUUUUAAAUAACUAAAAAUUACCUUAUGUCGGUGUCCUCUCGAGUUCAAUCGCUGAAAAGAAUAAAGUAUUCGUUAUGGAAGUAGGGUAAAGGCCACCAGCACGAGUGAUUAUUUUCCUACGACAAUAGCGUCGCGUUCCCAGACCCACGGACGAUUACCAGUGCUAGUGUUUACAAUGAAAAGUAAAAACACGCGUACUUGAAUUAAUGUAACUGUCGAGACACGAAACAGCAUCGUAUCGAUUGGUAGCGCAUGUAGUUCGAAAUUGAUCGAUAAGUAAAUAGAGUGCAAGUCCAUUUGAGAUUCGAUAAUUAUAAAAAUAUCGCAAGUCCGUUUAUGCUUGCCAAACACAUAUUUUUCUUCGAGUCUAUAUUGUUUUAAACGUCUGACAACUAUAUUUAUCGACGAUAAGUUAUUAGAAAUGAGCUUGCACUAUUCUCAUAGCGAACGGCUCGUAUGGAGAAAGAUAGAUCAUUUCCUGGUUAAAGGAAAUGCGGUACUGUGACCGUUUUUUAGAUCAUCCACCAAAAGGAUCUCUAAAGGAGAAAUAAUAAUAAUAAUAAUAAUAAAGCAGUUGCUUCGUUCAGAGUCACAAGAAACUCGAGGAUCAACCAAACGAGCAUUGCAUGAAUAUGUAUGUGGUGAAUCCACGUUAAGUGAUGUUUGUUCGAGGCAUGGAUUUAACGUUAGAAAUUUUUUUGUCAGAUCAACUCGUUACCUUACGUAGAAUUAAAAUUAAAAUUGAUCGUACAAGGUACCAGUUUUUUUUUGUUAAUAAUUUAACAGAGAGUUAGAAGAACAGAAAGACCAAUGAAUUUUAUGAACAUAGCCCUGUGCUUACCAAAACUGUUUUUAUUAUUUUUCCAAUUGGUAAAUUCAACCCUCGAGCCUGAAAUGCACUUACGUGGAUCCAGCUUUGCAUAAAAUCUUACCGGGGAUCGUCCAAGUCCUUCGCGGCGACAAACAUACGGAAGUUGUCCAAACGCUCCACUCCUUAAGUAUGGCCUUAAAA